Andrographis paniculata is the source of this 2364-nucleotide messenger RNA. RefSeq names its product transcription factor TGA2.2-like. NCBI's taxonomy places the organism in Eukaryota, Viridiplantae, Streptophyta, Magnoliopsida, Lamiales, Acanthaceae. The record is from RefSeq and is a predicted model, not a curated record. Gene Ontology annotation, biological process: regulation of DNA-templated transcription; DNA-templated transcription. Bases 748 to 2190 code for a protein of 480 amino acids. Gene Ontology annotation, molecular function: sequence-specific DNA binding; DNA-binding transcription factor activity. The transcript has 12 exons.
UUGGAGCAGAGACUAUAGUAAUAGUAGGAUCCAACAAUGGCUUCCCUUCCCUUCCCUUCCCCAGACCCCACGCAAAUUCAUCCUUUCGUUCUUUAAUUUUCAUUCUUUAUUGCAUUGCAUGGCUAAUUGGCUCACUUGUCGUUUCCACACCAGCCUCCGCAUUCGAUCGUGCUCUCUUAAUUUCAGUUUUUAAUUUUUUUUAACCGAAAGGGCUCUGCUUGCUCGACUGAGAGCUAUGAGGACAGACAGACAGGUAGUAGGCGCCAUUACUGGACUUCCAAUUCUGAUUCGAACAAUUACUCCUCAAGACAGCGUCAAUUAAAUGCUGUAAAUCCAAAACAGAAGUUUUCUUCAUUGAGAAGGAUGCUGAAAUUAAUUAAAAGCUCUCUGUGAUGGGAUUGGGGAUAGGGAUAGCGAUGGGGACCUCUCACAUCAGACCUUACUUUUUUUCUCUCUGCAAAUUGUUUGUUACACUUAUUUAUUUAAAUAUUCCUUUGUAUGAGAAAACGACUGACCACGAAUGAAUCAAUCCUCUUGUGCGAUGAUGGCUACUGCUGAUUUAUAUUUAUUUUUCGUUUUUUUUAUAUAACACCAUUUUUUUGCACAUAACCUGUUCGAUGUUUUGCCCCAGAGAGGAAGUGGACUCUUUCUUUUUUCUUGUUCUUUUGUUUCUUUCUUGCUGCAAAUUAAAUUUCUUGUCUGAAAAAGGGGUGAGGAUGUUCUGAAACAGGGAAGAAGAUUAUUUGCAUGGCAAGACAUUCGAUUGGAGAGCCUAAUUUAUCAGACAACAUAGGACAAGAACAACACCAUAUGCUGCAUCACUUUGCCAACACAAGCUUCAUAAAUCAGGAGGGGUCAGGGUUUGGAGGGCUGGAGGAAGCAAUUGUGCUGCAGAAUGGAGUUAGGAGGAUUCAUAAAGAUCACGAGGCAAAUCAAACUUUAUUCACCACAUCACUCAAGCAAACUGCAGCAACGCUGGAAAUGUUCCCUUCUUGGCCUAUCAGAUUCCCCACAAGAAGGAGCUCAAAAUCAGGAGAGAGUGGUGAUGAUGAUACUCUUUCAGGAUCAGCUGUGAACAACGCCACAAUUUCUUCAAUAAGCACAGACCCUUCUCCGGACAACCGCCGCCGCCGCCUUCAGCCGCCGGCCAUGGAUGCCGCCGGUGGACUCGACACCGCCAAGACUGGUGGCUCACAGCAGAUUUCAUCUACCAAACAAACCCCGGAAAAGAGAAGGGGGCCUGGUUCCCAUUCAGACAAGGUGCUUGAUGCCAAGACACAGAGGCGUCUUGCUCAAAAUAGAGAAGCAGCAAGGAAGAGCAGGCUAAGAAAAAAGGCUUAUGUGCAGCAGCUGGAAUCAAGCAGAAUCAGGCUCUCUCAGCUGGAACAAGACCUUCAGAAAGCAAGAUCUCAAGGACUUUUCUUGGGAGGAAGUUUGGUUGCAAGUGGAAAUCUCAGCUCUGGUGGUGCAAUAUUCGACGUUGAAUAUGCAAGAUGGUUAGAUGAUGACCAUAGGCAUAUGGCUGAGCUUCGAACUGCACUGCAAGCUCAUUUAACCGACAGUGAUUUAAGACUAAUAGUCGAUGGUUAUAUUGCUCAUUAUGACGAAAUUUUUCGCCUUAAAGGAGUUGCUGCGAAAUCUGAUGUCUUCCAUCUCAUCACCGGCAUGUGGACUUCGCCUGCCGAGCGAUGCUUCUUGUGGAUAGGUGGCUUUCGUCCUUCUGACCUUAUCAAGAUGCUGAUUACCCAGCUAGACCCCUUAACCGAGCAGCAAAUAAUGAGCGUUUACAGUCUCCAGCAGUCGUCGCAGCAGGCGGAGGAGGCACUAUCUCAGGGGCUCGAACAACUACAGCGAUCUUUAAUAGAUUCAAUCGCCAAUGGUUCGGUCAGCGACAGCAUGCAUCACAUGGCUACAGCAUUAGCCAAACUUUCUGACCUCGAAGGUUUUGUCCAACAGGCGGACAACUUAAGACAGCAAACGCUGCAUCAGCUGCUCCGGAUUCUGACGGUGAGACAAGCGGCGCGCUGCUUCUUGGUCAUCGGAGAAUACUAUGGUCGAUUGCGCGCACUAAGUUCCCUUUGGGCUUCCCGGCCGAGAGAGAUGAUGAUUGGGGAUGAGAAUUGUUGCCACAACACAAGUACGGAGUUGCAGAUGCUGCAACAAUCUUCAUCUCACUUCUCUAACUUUUGAUCAUAACUUAGGUUUAUUUUAUUUUCCUACUUUUAGGCUUUUUCUCACAUACUUUUUGCCUACCCUUUUCUAGAAUUACAUAUAUAUAUAUAUAUGUAUGUAUGUAUGUAUUAUACGAUGGGGUUUUGUAAAAAUUAUUUUAUUAAAUAUACGAUUGCUUUAUGUUUCUUGCUA